Messenger RNA from Magnolia sinica, 2935 nucleotides. RefSeq lists its product as uncharacterized. NCBI's taxonomy places the organism in Eukaryota, Viridiplantae, Streptophyta, Magnoliopsida, Magnoliales, Magnoliaceae. The record is from RefSeq and is a predicted model, not a curated record. The transcript is spliced from 7 exons. Bases 91 to 2520 code for a protein of 809 amino acids.
UUUAUCGUCUGCCUUCCCCUUCUCCACGGACAAGAAAGGGAGAAGAAGAGGAGUGGGGUUACCGUUGUUCCAAGAGAGGAAAGAAAAAGGAUGCCCAUGGACGGGAGUGUGUUUGACGACAUCAUGCGUCGGCUUCUUAGUGCAAAGAACAGCAGGACCCCAAAACAGGUGCAGCUGACAGAGGCAGAAAUACGCCAGCUCUGCCUCACAUCCAACGACAUUUUCAUCAGCCAGCCUGAUCUCUUAGAGCUGGAAGCUCCCAUAAAGAUUUGUGAUAGAAAGAAGCCAGUUACUAUUUCAGACCAAAAUUCAGUUUCUGGAAACAAAAAGAUUGAUGUUGAGCUUUGCAUGCAUGAAGGCCUGCUUCCUAGUUUUGAAUGUGAAGACAGUGACGAACAUCUUAGUUCUAGGGAGGCAAAUAAGUCUCUUUCAUCAUUGCCCAAGUGUGCUGGCAUACAAUUGCACCAGAGAGUAGAAAAACUAUCAAGAAGUGGCAACCCUUGUUCUAAGAGACCAAGAACAUAUCAAGUAGAAGUUUCCACAAACAUUGACGGGGCUGCUGAUUGCACUGUUAUGUCCGGAAAUAGUGGAUCCAUUACAGCAAAAUGCACCUCUGCUGCUAAGGAGAAAUCCAGAGUAGUAAAGCAGAAGUGCAUCCAAGAUGGCAAGCGAGGUGAUAAUUUUUUUUUUAAAGCAGCAAUGAAGACUAAAUAUGAUUCUUUCUUGUCAAAGGCUGGUUUAAUGAGCUCUUCUUCAACCACUGGUGGCAAUAACAUUCUUGGAAUAUAUGGUCUCAAGUCAGAUAUUCAUGAUGUUGCAAAGCUUGUGGAUGAGCUGUCAUUGAAUGAACUCCUUGAUGGCAGUUACAAAUUUCCUGCUUCAUGUCAACAAAAAGGGAAGAAAGCCAGCAAUAGCUAUGAAAACAUUGUAUGCUCAGUUAAAAAGGCUUGCUCUAUUCUUUCACACCAUAAUGCAGUAGAGUCCCUAAAUCUUGUUGAGCUAGAUGGCAGUGGCAACAGAAGAAUGAAUGCAUGUGUGUUGAGCUCUAGUUCACGUGUCACAAGCAGGAAUGACGAGGAUACUAGUAAGGAUAUCUGUAUGGAAGAUUUAGCCUCAUCAAGCAAGGAUUCUUGUAGCCAACCUGGGGCUUUGGCAAGCCUAAGUAAUUCCCCACCGUGUCGGCCUGAGGUUGUACUGGAGCGCUUAACACUUCCACCAUUCAAGGAUUUGGAUUCUCUGCUAAGGGAUGCACCUGUUCCUGCAGUUUCUUUACAGACUAUUGAUCUGUAUCCUGGCAUGCUAACAUCGAACAAAGCUAGCUUGCCACCUUUCCUUUGGUCACUAUCUCUUGGUGGGACUUGUAAACCCAGUAUUGAUUCUGGCAAGUUGUUUACCAAUAGGACUACAUGUCAAAGUAGAUGGUUUAGGAUAGGAAGUAGUGUCAGUUUGUUUGGGAAUGUUGCAAAUCGUCUCACAGACAUGGAUUUAACAACACAUGAUUGUAUUGGAGUUCCUUCCAGAGAACUAAAGAUUGAUGGUCUUCCUGAAAAGGAUGAAGUCCCUUCUGCCACUGCUGGAAUUCCUUGUUAUGGGCAGGUUGGUCCAUCACAUGCAGUGAUAUCCCCUCCAGCAUCCCAUGUUUCAAAUAGGAGCAUCUUAAAGGACUUGGGCAUUAUGAGUACAUUCCAUUCCUUGGAGCUUAAAUUGCCAGAGAGCUGUCUGGAUUCAUCGGAUGGCCAUCUGAAAGAGCCCAAAUUUCAUGGAAAACAGGAAGCUGAAGGAAGUCUGAUGUAUGAAGGAAAUGAAGCAAUCAUUGUUCAGCCAAAUAAUUUAUUGGUUCCGAAAAUGGAGCGUAUUUAUGCAGAGAUAGAGCAAUCUAAAAGAAGUCAUGUUUGUAUUGAUAGUAGCGGGUAUUCUUCAUCUAAAAGCACUGGAUGCGGAUACAAUCAACAUUUAUCUCUGCCAAAGAACUCUCAAGCAGCUGGGAAUUCUCCAAGGCUACUGACCGCCGCUAAAAUACUCUAUGAGAUUGCAAGCGAGUCAAAUGUCAUGUGGAAGCAAGACCAGAACAGUGGAAAGCAUAAAUGGUCCAAGAAAGCAUCACAGAAGACCAUGAAAUCCCUCAAGUUGAGGCCUGCUAUUGGGAAAACAGAAGUGUUAUCUAUGACACACAAAUCAACAACCAAGCCUGGUUAUCUGGUCAAAAGUACAGGCCAAAUAUCUCCAGGGGAAAAGCUCCCAUCCACUGAGAAGAAAAGAAAUCAAUUGGACAUAAAACAUAUUCAUCAAGGAUCAAUGAUGUCGUCAGUACCCACAGUGAGUAGAUUUACCAGCAAUUCAGAAAGGGAUUUGGCUGUGACUACGAAGCAGUGGAAUGUGGAUUCUACAAGGCUGUUAGGCCCAAUGGUGUCGUCUACACUGCCAGAAAAGACCAGUGUCAGUCAGCAGAAGCCAUGGAAAGCAGCAGCAAGGGCCCCCCAUGGGAAAGAUUGGGUUAGAUUAAGAAACAAGAAAGAGUAACAGUGUUGUUUCAUUUGUUGCAGAUUUUGGUACCAGACCUUGCCUUGUUGAGAAGGGGGUUGUGCAACUAUGGGACCAUUAAGUCCUGAUGGAAUUCCUCCCAUCAGCAACAUAUUAUCAUGGGGCAAUAAAAAGGAAAUGGUCAUGAGAUCAGGUACCAUUGAUUGUACAAUAUGGAGUGGAUGUGGUGAAUGAGAAAAUCAUGGAGGAUUAUGGGGGGCAGUUGGGUGUAAGAAAUAUGAUUUAUGAUGUGCCAUUGCAUUGUCUAGAGCACUGGAUAAAUCAGCAGGAUCCUCCCACACUGCUGGGAGGAAAUGUCAAAUAGGUGCAGUAGUAGGAAGCUGAGCUGUUAUGUAAAAUCAAAGAUUGAUUGUUCCUUUUAAUCAAAUGAUAGGCCCCCAUUCUUUCCUCUUAA